AUGGCCGCCUUCAGGACAUCCGACAACAUGACCCUCAGCUUCCCAAUCCAUCUCUUCACCGCUUCUCAGAUCGUCGUCGAGCGCGAUGCCCAGCGGGGCCGCUUCACCUUCGACAUCGCCCGGCUCUCGAGGCCGAACCCUCCGGACUGGUUCGUCAACCCCAACGCGAGCAUCCAUUUGCAGGAGACGGACGGCAGGAACGGAUACGGGCUUCGUAUCUUCGCCUCGGUUUCCUCCGCUCAGGAGCUGGAUAACAAUGACUUCACCGAUGAAUGCCAGCGGGACAUUUCGGUAUCGCCUUCGUCUUCGGGGGAGUCUACGACGGCAACGCCGCUGCGGACCCCGCUUCCCGAGACUCAACUGAACGCUUUCGAAGUACCACCUUUACCGGAGCCGCAGAUGUCGACCAUGCCGCACCACCCCCACUUACAAGGCGCCACCGACCCGUUCGGCUCCGGCUCCAUCUUCGACACGCCCCUUGACCUGAGCGCCAUUCUCGGGAUGGACUUGGGUUUACCAAUGGGUGACGCAGCAGCACUCGCGGACGGCUUCAUGGACCACACUAUGGACGCGUCGAACGGUCUCUUCCAAGAUGUCCUCACCUCGCCCUCGAUGGUCGGGAGCAGUCCCGCUGCCCUCACAUCCCCCGAGUCUAUUGGCUGCCACAUGGAGCACAGCAGCCCCGAGGACUCAGCAGGUAGCCUAUCAGCCGCUGAUGGGUCGGCGUCUCCGGACUCAUCGCGUGGAGGCGUCAAGCGCGCCCGCCGGUUCCGUUGCCUCGAGAAAACGUGCACGCGGAUGUUUACCUCUGAAUACACCCGUAAGACGCAUAUGCAGACGCACAAACCCCGGGCCCCGAAGUCUUUGCAAUGCGAAACUUGCAAGGAGACUUUCUCCCGACGACACGAUCUUCUCCGCCACGAAGUCGUGCAGCACGGGAAGGAAUGUGAAUGGGUUUGCGACCUUUGCGGCCUGUUCUUCUCGAGCUCCAAAACGCUGCAGACGCACCGAUGCCGGCGUGGGUUGGGCCAAUCGCGGUGGCCUAUCGUAGUUCAGCAUCCCAAGGGCGCAGAUUAAAACCAGCACCACCCCGCCGGGACUCCGAGAGCCAUUAAUACGCGUUCUCGCCGUCUUUGGACUCUUUAUAUUUCUCUGUCAUUCACCAGGCCCCCACCAGAUAUCAUUGUAGAAUUCCGUCAUCUCUCGCAUCGAUACCUGUUGUUUCAUCAUAUUCGCUUUGUACGUUAGGGUAGCGCACCGCCCUCGCGGUCAAAUGACAAAACGCCUGACGUCUGGACG
Messenger RNA from Punctularia strigosozonata HHB-11173 SS5, 1299 nucleotides. RefSeq lists its product as uncharacterized. The transcript has 6 exons. Lineage: Eukaryota; Fungi; Basidiomycota; Agaricomycetes; Corticiales; Punctulariaceae. The coding region runs from base 1 to 1077 and encodes 358 amino acids. The record is from RefSeq and is a predicted model, not a curated record. Gene Ontology annotation, cellular component: nucleus.